GUGCACGGUCUGGUGGUGCCCCGCGUGCGAGCGGGCGGCUUGCAGGUCUUGCCACACCAGGCGGCGACGGGGGCUUGCUGGCUGCGGUUGUUCGGAACGAACUGCUGCCGAACGUCUGGGUGAUGCUGCGCAGCUCGCGGCGCACGUCCAGCAGGCGCCCGCCGCCGGGCCCGCCCCCGCCGGCACGGCGCCAUGUGCGGCUGCCUUGGAGGACGAGGCCCUUCCGCCUGCACUCAUGGACGGCUCGGUGGCAGAGGGGGUGGACAUCGCCGUGGUCCUUGAAUCGUUGGCUGCGGCCGGCCCCACGCUCGGGACGGUCGAUCUGGGCAGGUUGCCGCGGCAUUUCCUUGCGCGCAUCGCGGAUGUAUGCGCCGCGGCCAUGGGCGAGUUCGCCGAGUUUUAUUGUCAGCGCGGGCCCGCCGCAGAGGCCCAUGCCAGGCGGGCAGCCUUGGUUCUUUACUUCCUGCCCACGCUCAUGGCGCAUCCGACGCCGAAGGCGGACGAAGAGGAUGCUAGCGGGGUGCCUGCCGCGGAGGGUGGCCAGCCUGGGCGGGCGUUCAGCUCGGACGUCUGGCAUCGCAUCAAGCUCGCGGAGUGCUAUCGGUUAGGCGAGCUGCUGGACAUCUAUUCCCGUUCGGUCCAGGCCACCUUCGAGGCGAUGCGCGACCUGGUGGAUGUCCACGCCGAGGACGCCGCGCGGGCCCAGGUGCUGGAGGAGGCCUCGAGCAUCCUUGCAGACGCAGGGGUGCGGCCGAUCCGCGUCUCGCAGCGCGACGUGGUUCGGGAAUCCUACGCGCUGAAUGCUGCGGCAGCACCCGGGCCGAGCGGAUGGUCAAAUGCCAUCCUGCUGCGGAUCGUGCGUGCGCGGGCUGGCCCUGCGGCCCUUGCAGCUUUUGCGGGGGUGGUCACGCAUGGGCUCCUGUCUGCAGCUGACGCGGUGCUGUGGGGCGCCGCUGUUAUAGCACCUGUGAAUCAGGGGCGGCGUCGGCAGGACGGUUCGUGGAAGUACCGUCCUGUCGGGCUCAUGGAGGCGCCGUUGAAGUUCGCCGAGGGCAUCGCUGUCAAGAAGCAGCUCGCCAUGAUCCGGCGGUGCGUGGAGCCUGGCGCCUUGGGGCUCACCCCAGCGGGCGGCACCCAGGGAUCCUUCCUCAUUAAGGUCGUCUUCGACAUCGUGGUCCAUGCCAUCAAGAUGGACGCUAUCGGCCGGGAGCGGCUCCGAGCCCCAGGCGGAAUGCCUGCCAGCAUCGGCAUCGCGGAUGACUGGUAUGUCGCCGCUGCGGCAUCGGCAGCCACGCGGGUUUUGGAAGACUUGGAGGUCCAGCUCGCAGCGGAGAACCAGCGGCUGCUUCCUGCCAACUGCACUGCGUAUUUCCCUGCCGUGGAUGCCGAGCUGGAGUCCCUCGGCCCCGCAGGCGAGGGCUUGAGCUGGCGCGUCUCGAGGUCGUUCGGGGGCUUGGAGGCGCUGGGGUCGGCGCUGCAGGGCCGCUGUGCUAUGCGCGUCCGCGCGACUAGCGCUAUCCAGGAGGAGGGCCCCGCGGAGGCGCGAGCCGAGGAGGUUUGCAAGCUGUGCCAGGCUCUGCUGGACAUGAUCCGUUGCAGCACUCACCCUGGCACUUGCCAUGCUGUGUACACCAUGCUGGCGCGGAGCGUUGCGAGAAGGCUGGAUUAUAACAUGCGGCUGUGCCCACGGUGGGCGCUAACGCAGCGCGCGGCGGCAGCAGUGCAGGAGGUCUUAGAGGCGCUCGCGGCGCAGCGCCUCGACCUCGACAGCAUGGCCAUCGCGGGCGUGCACACCUUCCUCGGUGGCUUCGGCAUCCGGCCGGCUGAUUUGCCGCAUGCGCGGGUGGCAUAUUGGGCUUGCCACGUUGCAGUCCAGGCUGAUGCGACUGAGGCCGCGUCCCGGCUUGGGCGCCCUGCCGCGGUGCACCCCGACGCACCCCUCGCUGCCCGUGCGCGGGACGAGCUCGUCAGCUGCGGCCUCCAGCUCUGCCCCGGGCGCAUCGACUUCACGGCCGAUGCGCGGCUCGAGUAUGAAGCCGGCCCCUGGGUUACCGAGCUGUCCGCGGAGGCCGUGUUUGAUUUCCACGCCGAGGUAGACGAUGCCCCUGGCGGCCAUAUGCCCCUGCUGCUCGCGAGCCAGGACCCUGCUACGGAGGGGCAUGACUGGGGCGGUCGGCGGCGGCUUGCCGCGAGGGCGUACCGCCGCCUCGCCGCCCUCGCGGCGACGCGCCUCUGGGGCCGGCUGUCAGCAGCGCGCCAGGCACGCCUGCUGGCCGGCGGUGGGCUCGGAGCCGGUGUCUUCUGGAAUGGCUUUCUGCGCGAGGGGGAGACGGCGCUCACCGACGCCGCUUUCGUGGUCAUGUUCCGGCGCCGCCUUCUCCUCAACUUGCUGAGCGCCCCAGUGGCGUGCGCCUUCCGUUAUUCGGGCGCCGCCAGCGACGAGCGCGCGGGCACGUGCUGUGGGCGGCCCCUCGACGUCGCGGGCUUGCAUGCCUUGCAGUGCCCUGUUGGGCCACACCGCAUGCGGCUGCACAACGAGAUCGUGCGGACCCUGGCGGCCCGCUUGGACCUGGUGGUCAGUUGGCCAGGCAUGCCAGUUCCAGUCUGGGUGGACGUUACGGUCCGCUCCGCCGAUCCGUCGGGGCCAGCAGCACGCACGAUCGGCCAUGCCGCCAUUGGCGCUGAGAGGCACAAGCGGGAGCGUUACGGCGACGCCGUCGUGCCCUUCGCUGUGGAGGCCGAGGGGCGGCUCGGCCCACAGGCGCAGCGCUUCGUCGCGGACAUGGCAGCCGCGGCACGCCGCGUUGCAGUGCUCCCUGGCGAGGCGAGCGGGCGCCUGGGCAGCGACUUUGCGCGGAAGCUCUCGGAGCGGUGGUCAGGUGCCUUGACGGCCCCGAUGGCCGACCUUCUGUUGGCCGCGGCAGAGGGCGCUGGCGUGGGGCCGUGGCUGGGGGCGCGCCAGCUGCUGGCGUA
Messenger RNA from Prorocentrum cordatum, 2973 nucleotides. The record is from the annotation of a GenBank genome assembly. NCBI's taxonomy places the organism in Eukaryota, Dinophyceae, Prorocentrales, Prorocentraceae.